GGACUCGAAUCAAGUGUGACACCGCCCGCGAAACAUUAGGAGUACAUUCGCAUCCACGCAGAUAUCCCCGAGUACCGCAAAAGGCCCGAUACUGCGCCAUCCGGUUCCGAUGUACAGCUGGCUACCCAUUCACUCCGGGCCGAAUCAGGAUCAUCCUUUGCCCCUUCUCGACCCAUCCUCCAGACUGGCAGAAACAAAUGGAGUUGUUUCUUCCCCUCUAUAUACACAUGCACUUGCCAAUAAGCAUCCAGACUUCACACAUCUCAUCACCCACCAAUUAGUGCAACAAAUGUUGGUACGCACUCAGUUUGUCUCCAGCGCUGCUUGGGCGAUCCCUUCUCCCCAACAACUGUACGAGAUGCUUCACGGAGGCGCCACACCAGACGAUAGACCUCAGUGCAGUGACAGGUACUCGAGACCAACAAACGUGAGAAACCAACCCCCUCAGAUUUCGCCAACAAUCCACGACUUGUCGCUCAAUCGAACCUCGGACAAACUGGAAGCCCCAUCGGAACUAAAUCAAUCGGACCCGGGCACCUUUGGCACGCUUCCCAGUCCCUCGACAAAUUCCAGUCCAACGGAACCACCUCCCGGGAACAACACUGCAUGCCAAACACCCACUGAAGUUCGGCGACGGCAGCCAAUCGGAGACGACCGACGUUUUCAACUUCACAAACCUUGUUCAAAUCCCCAAGACUUUCCACCCAUCUCGAAUUCGCUGGCAAAUGGGGAAGCACUUCCAAGCUCAUCUACCUGUCGCCUUGAGACAGUUUUGCCAACAAAUCAAUCUGCGCACCCAUCUGCACAGACGUUCGCUCAGUUAUCUCAACAGUCUCCCAAUGGUCGAAACUGCCACUCCAAGAGGAUGGUGGCUAAUGAAUUGAGCCCUGCGUCUUCUGAUCCCACACACUGGCAGAGUUUACAUAGAUUCUACAUGUAUUUCAUGCAGACACAGUACCGUGCUCAGUACCAAGCAUGGCUGCAUAUGUUGUCCAAUGACACCACUUCCCUCGGAAUGCAUCAAGAGUCACCAGGGAAGCAUAACGUAAGUCCUCCGGACGUUGCUUGGCUUCACAGCACGACAUCUAUCAAACCAGCCACCCGUGAGUCUCCAACCAGAUCCACGCAUCAUGGUAAAGUGAAAGGAAAGUUCAGUGGCGAACUGACGGAAAUGAUCCAGUCGUUUGAUGUCUCAAAGGCUGCCGAUUCCGAUACGUACACCUCCAUAUCAACACCGCAAUCAAGUGAUGUCAAACCGGAGCCCGCAGUAGGCCGAAUUUAUUCGUGUAAAUUAUGUAGCAAAGUGUACUCCCAAGCGUCGGCAUUAAAGAUGCAUGUACGGACGCACACAUUGCCUUGCAGAUGUAUACAAUGCGGCAAAUCUUUUUCGCGCAAGUGGCUCCUAAAGGGCCACGAACGAACGCACACGGGUGAGCGCCCAUACGCGUGUUCCGUGUGUAGCCGCUCGUUCGCCGACCGAUCGAACCUCCGUGCCCACAUGCAAACACACCAACGAGAGAAGCGGUACGGAUGUCCGCAUUGUCCUCGAUCGUUUUCGCGAAUGGGCUUACUGAGCAAGCAUCUGGCGCAGUGUGCCAGUAGAGACUCCGACGUCGGUCAUUCAAAAAUCAUUCCCGGUAGUGUACGUUCACAAACCAUGGAGAAUUGCAGCCCACUGUGGCUCCCGCUUAACCGACUGAGUGUCCACCAUCUGUUAAACGUGAGACGUUGUUGAUUAGUGUCACUUGUUCAGAUUCCACUUUCGAGUAGCCGCUACAGGUGGCGGCUCUAUCUUUCAUUUAUUUAUGCAAGAAUCCUAUGUACCUUUCAUUA
This is a messenger RNA of Dicrocoelium dendriticum, 1833 nucleotides long. The record is from the annotation of a GenBank genome assembly. NCBI's taxonomy places the organism in Eukaryota, Metazoa, Platyhelminthes, Trematoda, Plagiorchiida, Dicrocoeliidae.